This is a messenger RNA of Plasmodium berghei ANKA, 1839 nucleotides long. Its product is annotated as zinc finger protein, putative. NCBI's taxonomy places the organism in Eukaryota, Apicomplexa, Aconoidasida, Haemosporida, Plasmodiidae. Bases 1 to 1839 code for a protein of 612 amino acids. The transcript is spliced from 2 exons. The record is from RefSeq and is a predicted model, not a curated record. Gene Ontology annotation, molecular function: metal ion binding.
AUGGCAUGCACACCAUUGCUUAGUGAAAACGAUUUAUAUUUAUUCCGAACAAAACAGUGUCUAAGAUUAGCUAAAGGUGGUUGUGAGUUUGGAGUUGAUAGAUGUCAAUAUAGUCAUAACACCCAAUGGAUAAGAAGGUGCCCAUAUUAUAUUUCCCUUCCAUCUUAUCUUCGAUAUAUUCCAUUUCCAUGUCCAUAUUUUAUUAAAAGUAAAGAAAUAGAUGAAAAUAAAAACAAAGAAGAAAACAAUAAAUAUAUAGAACGAGAAAAAGAAAUAUUACAAAAUUGUUUAUUUUUAACUAAUAAAGAUGGAAGUGUUAAUAACGAAUUUUAUAAAUAUAUUGAACAAACUAAUACUAAUAAAUGCCCUGCAGGUGUAGAAUGUCCAUUGGCUCAUAGUAUUGAGGAGAUUUAUUACCACCCUCUUGUUUAUAAAACAAACAAAUGUGAAAAUUAUAAACAUGGAAAUUGUAAUAAAUAUUAUUGUCCAAAUUUUCAUAAAUUAGCUGAACAAAGAAAAGUAAAAGAAUAUUUCAUUCCAUUUUCUUAUAAAAUUGAUAUACCAGAAUAUCCAAAUGUUACUAUUGUGGAUAAAAUUAUGUAUGGAUCAUUUAAGGGUCAAUCACAAAUUAAUAAUAAGAAGAAAAAGAAAUUACAGCAAAAUGAUAAUAAAUAUGUAUUGAAUUUUUCUGAUAGGAAAACUAGGAUUGAAUAUAAUAAUAACAACCAUAAUUGUAAUAAUACAAUUUAUAAUUAUCAAAGUAAAAACAGCAAAUGUAUUCCUUCAUUACAAAAUUAUACAAACAAUAUUAGUUAUAAUUGUGACUAUAAUAAAAAAGAAGAAUUCUCCAAAAUAAGUUAUGAUACAAACAAAAUUCGCAAUAAUCGAGUAGACAAAAAUGUCUAUUUGAAAUAUAACUCAGUCAAUAUACCAUAUGCUAAUGAAAAUAUAUCACACAUAAAUAAUACAAAAUAUAAUACUAUAUGUUAUCCUAAUAAUUCAUGUAUAUGUGAAAAUUCUUUAAAAAAUAAAAAACAAAAUUCAAUUUUUAGCUAUCUAAACAAUUGUGAUGAUAAAUUUACCUUAUAUGUACAUAUUUUACAAAAAUUUUCACAUUUAUUUGAUUUAAAUAUAUCAAAUGUGAAUUCGAAUACCCCAUUCGCAUUAAUUAACGCAUUAAAUAUUUCAGAUAAAAAUGUACAGAAUUUUGAUAAAAUCGAAAUAGAGAAUUCAGAAAAUCGAAAUAGUACAAGUUACUACGUUUGUACUAAUACUAAUGUGGACAAAAAAAAUUCUGACUGUGUUAAUGCGAAUAAUACAUUUCCCAAUAUUAACAAUAUGGAUAACAAAUUUGAAUCGACAAAAUUUUACACAAAUAGUGAUUACUCAGAAACGUACUAUAAACCAAUAAAAGAAAACAUAGAAAACAAUUCAAAAAGUAACACAUAUUAUAAUAUACUAAAUCAAAUAUUUAAAAAAAAUUUGCAAAUUACAAAAAAUAAAAUGGAAUAUUUAAACGAAAAAAAUAGCCCAAUAACAAAUACAUAUGAACGCAUUUUUAAAUAUGAUUCAAAAUAUGAUGGAAAUUUAGAUUCUUUUACAAAUUAUACAUAUAAAAAUAAGCUCGUUAAUGAAAACUGGGGAGAUAGUUACGAAGAUUUUAUAAAUAUACUAAGUCACAUUCUAUGUUUACUUUAUUUCACCACAAAUUCAAAAACACACCCAUCUUUUGAUGAAUAUGCCCAGCAGCUAGCCAAAAAUAUACAUAAUGAAAGCAUAAAAAUGAGGGACAUGUACAUGGGAAAAAUCGUAACCAAACCCAUAGAAGGAUUUAUUUAA